ACCUGUCAGUUUUCCUGCGAGGGGGUUCGGCUCUUGCUGUCAAGUUACCCUUUUGUGAUUUUGUUGUUAUAUGAUACAUACGAAGUGGGGGAAAACUUGCCAAAACCUUCCCAGUGCACAUUUAAGUAUGCACAUUGGUGCCUUCCUUUCUUUUCAUUGAUGUUUUCACUAGAGUUAAACUUUGAAUCGUCAGGAACCACGUUUUGAAUUAACGUAGCAGGUUAACAUGCAAGCUAAGCUGUGUGUACUUGUUAAGAAGCAGCUUAAGUUAUACUGUUUCUUCUCAUCUGAUUUCCCUAAUGGAUCAGCCUAAUUUCUUUGAAAGAGAGGAAGUUUUACUUUCAGUUUAUGUUAUGUAUAUUUCACAUACACAGUGUAAGUGAUCAGCACUUUGGGAUUUGCAGAAAUUUCAGACUGACUAUCAAGAAAUGAAGGUUAGGACGUCAUGUGUUGGACUGCGAAAUCUUCUCCAAGGCCUGAGCUUCAGUGUCAGAUACUACUCUAAGCAUAACCAUCUUCAAACAAUAUGUCUUUAUAGUAAAAUAAAACAAAAAAAAAGCCACAUCCUGGACUGUUCAGGAAGUACGUGCAUGCACAGGACUGUUCCGCCUGGAAGCUUCCUGCCAUGGAGAUUCUUUUCCUGCAAGCAGGAAGGAACAAAAAUCCCUUCCAAAAGGAAGCAAAAUGCAUCCAUAAUAACAUCAGAGCUUUUGUACAAGAAUCUUCUGAAAUCAGAGCAGGAAAACUGGAAUGACAUUUCAGCAAGAUACAAAGCUAUGACAAAAAGAAUCAAGGAAAAAUUAGAAGAAUUGCACAAAAAGUAUACAUUCAAUUUGGGAAGCCUAAGGAGCAGGUUUGGAGAGAAUGUGUACUUUGAAGAGAAUGGCUGCAUAUUUCUUUCAAAAGCAGAUGAUGUAGAUGAAGGAAAUGUUCACAUUUUAUUCAGUGCUGAAGAUCUUGGCUUUUCUGAUGCCUUUAUUCAACGGAUCAGAAUUUCACCAGAUCAGAGAUACAUGGCUGUUGGCUUAAAAAGUGAAAAUUCUGAAGAGGCAACCUGUGUUACUAUGAAACUUGGUAAUUUUCCUGUCGUGGAAAAAGUAAUUCCAAGUGUAUUUAGUUUUGAAUGGGCUACAAAUGAUGUUCUGUAUUACACAAGUCAGAAGAACCUUAAAUGCCAGAAUGUGUUUAUGACCACUUUCACUAAUCAGAAACGUACUAAGUUAGUUUAUACAGAACACGAUGCAAGAUUCUUUGUGGACAUAUAUUGCACAAAAGAUAGGCGUUUUCUCACUAUCAACAGCAACAGCAAGACAACCUCGGAAGUUUGGCUGGUUGACUGCAGACAUCCUUUUAAGUUACCUGCUCUUGUACAAGCACGAAUAAAAGGCAUCAUUUACCACAUUGAGCACAGAAAUGACGAGUUAUAUAUUCUUACUACAUAUGGAGAACCUGCAGAAUAUAAGUUGAUGAAGGCACCAGUAUCUUCCAGAGGCAUGGAGAACUGGCAGUUAGUUUAUGCACUGGGAGAGAAAACCAAGCUAGUAGACCUGGAGAUGUUCAGUGAUCACUGCGUUAUGUUCCUGAAGAAUGCUGGUCAUCUUUACUUAAAUGUGAUUUCUUUUGUUUCACAUUCAGUUCAGUCAAUAAAGCUACCUACGUGGGCCUGUGAAUUUGAAUUGGAAUCUCACCCUGAACAUACCACCAGCACUUGCUAUUUUCAGCUCACCUCGCCAGUACACCCCCCUAAGCGUUUUGCAUAUUCAUUUAAAGAAAAUAAUCUCAUUGAACAAGCUGUGCAAGAGGUACCAAUUAUUACGAAUUGUCACACUACACGUUUACUAGCUAAAAGCAAGGAUGAAACUUUGGUGCCAAUUACAGUUUUUCAUAAUACGAAUUCUGAAGAGCUACACAGGAAACCACUUCUAGUUCAUGUAUAUGGAGCUUAUGGCAUAGAUUUGAACAUGAGCUUUAAAGAAGAGAAGCUGAUGUUAAUUGAAGAGGGUUGGAUAUUAGCAUAUUGCCAUGUUAGGGGUGGAGGAGAGCUAGGCCUUAGCUGGCACAAAGAUGGAUGUCAGCAUAAUAAACUCAAAGGUCUCCAUGACCUUAAGGCUUGCAUCAUGCUGCUGCACGAACUGGGAUUUUCUCAGCCAAAAUACACAGCGCUAGCAGCUGCUAGUGCUGGAGGAGUUCUUGCAGGGGGCCUGUGCAACACUGAUCCAGAACUUAUCAGAGCCGUGGUUUUACAGGCUCCUUUCGUAGAUGUUCUAAAUACAAUGAUGAAAACUUGUCUGCCACUGACAAUUGAAGAACAGGAAGAAUGGGGAAAUCCAUUAGCAGAUGAAAAAUGUAUGAAGUAUAUCAAAAGCUAUUGUCCAUACCAGAAUAUUAAGCCACAGUGUUAUCCUUCAGUAUUUAUCACGGCAUAUGAAAGUGAUCAACGGAUACCCCUAACAGGAGUUUUACGAUAUGUUCAGAAACUUAGGAAGGCUGCACUGGAUCAUGCCAGCAGAACAAGUAAGAAAGGAAAUUGGAUCCCUAGUAUCAUCUUAGACGUCCAGGCAAAUGGCAGUCAUUGUGAUUCAUCUUGGGAGGAUUCACUGAAUGAGGUUGCAAGACACCUCGCUUUUCUGAACAAAGAACUUGAGGAAGUAUGCCAUCUCCAACAUCACACGAAAUCCUGCAAAUAGCUAAUAAACACACUGACCACCUGAAGAUCUUGGGGUCAGUUUUUAUUUAUAUGAAAAGUAAACA
Gavia stellata (red-throated loon) is the source of this 2751-nucleotide messenger RNA. RefSeq names its product prolyl endopeptidase like (gene PREPL). Bases 429 to 2687 code for a protein of 752 amino acids. The record is from RefSeq and is a predicted model, not a curated record. Gene Ontology annotation, biological process: proteolysis. Gene Ontology annotation, molecular function: serine-type endopeptidase activity. Gene Ontology annotation, cellular component: cytoskeleton; Golgi apparatus. Lineage: Eukaryota; Metazoa; Chordata; Aves; Gaviiformes; Gaviidae. The transcript is spliced from 14 exons.